AUGAGCGGAUCCAAGCAGAAGUCCCGCAGCGCAUCUCUCCGGUCUGUGGUCGCUGGCUCACUAGUUGUUCUGGUCCUGGUCUCCACUCCGGCCGUUGACGCUCACGCGCGUCCUCACGGUGACGGGCGCAAUGUCGUGGCCGAAACGAGAAGCGAAAAGACGGCGGGAGGCGAGCGUUUUCUGCAGCCAAAAUCUGAACAUGACGGAGACACGAACGCGAAGCAGGAUUCUUCAACAGCGGCUGACAAUGGCUCCGGUGGCGAUGAAAAGGUCAAAGACUCAGGGCUCAAGCAAAUCGCACACGAUGGCGCGUCUGCCAAUGAGCCCAACGAUGGCUCUAGAACAAGUGUGACGGACAGCGCUCAAGGGGAAGUGGAGGGGGGGCAUAACGAAGAAGAUGCAGCAGGACGGAUCAGCCAUGACAGCGAAAAGGAGGCUGAUGAACAGGAGCACAAGCAGACGGAUGGCGAAUCAGAGCAUGCGGAGGAGGGCCCUGCUACAAACAAGGUCAAAGAACACCUGCCUGAAAAAUCACAGAAGAGAGUAGAUGCGAAUGAAAGCGAUGAGGAAGAAAACGCUAAGCCGUUUUUUGCAAUUAUUCGGCUGCCACUGUCCCCCCCUCAUCUCUUCAUUCCCAGGAUGCGGUGGCCGUCGGUACGUCUGUUACUGCCUGCUGCGAAGAGGAACCACGCGGGGUCCAUGGUCUCUGUGAAAGGGCGGCAAACCCGCCUAGAGCCUCGCCACAUGGAAAUGCUUGCAGACCAUCUGCAUAGCCUCUAUGACAAACUGCAGAACCACAUGUUAAAGGGCCAGCGGAGUGAUUUUGUCGUUCAGCAAGACCAUGUGAAGAUGUUAGAAGAGCUCUCAUGGUUAAUACACCAGGCUCGCAAGUUCGCAGCCAUUUUGAAGGGUGCAAAUGCAGAGUUAGAAUCCUGA
Molecule: messenger RNA, 936 nt
Organism: Besnoitia besnoiti
Lineage: Eukaryota; Apicomplexa; Conoidasida; Eucoccidiorida; Sarcocystidae
Exons: 1
Coding region: 1-936 (311 amino acids)
Source: RefSeq, a predicted model, not a curated record